Linum trigynum is the source of this 884-nucleotide messenger RNA. The record is from the annotation of a GenBank genome assembly. Lineage: Eukaryota; Viridiplantae; Streptophyta; Magnoliopsida; Malpighiales; Linaceae.
CUAAAGUUUUCAUACAUCAUACUUUAGAAACAUUAUUACAAGUUCAACAUCGGGCAUCAUGGUGAUAAUAUUGACAAAUAUUCUCUUCCGUUUCUAAUUUCUAGACGGUGAUCCACCAUGGUGCAAAGAGGAUCGUUGCGAUGGGGGUGUACCAAGGAGGGUGCUUGCCCGGGUUCAAUAAGACGAUUUUGGAACACGAUCAAAGGCCGAUUGUGUGCGACAAGGAACGAAAUUCGUACCAUGACCUACACAACAAGCAAGUGCAACAGCUGGUUCUUGAUCUUGGGUUGAAGCACACAAGCUACGCAAGAUAUUGUGGAACCGCGAAGCACGUAACUUGUCGUAAACUAGAUACCCCAUUCUGCAAGGACCCUUACCAUUACAUAUGGUGGGACGACUUGCAUUUCACAGAUCACGCCUACAAGCUCAUUGCGAGCAAGGUGUUCCCAUGCAUGUAUGUGGACUUGAAAUGUUGGUCUCAUAACUGUACAAGCUCCCGAUCCGAUAGAGAUCGUCUUGUUGGUGGCAUUCCCAACACCUUGAGUGGUCAUUUGUUGUAAUGAUUGUAUGUUUUUUGUCAUAUUAUAAUUUACAUCGUUUGAUUUCUGUGAUAGUUAUUGUGUUAUAUAAAUAAGUUAUAUUACUUUUUGAGUGAAAUAUCACUUUUAUCUUUUGUUUUUAUUGCAAAUGCUUCAUUAUGUAGUCGUAUCAUUGUUAUAUAACAAACUAUUAGAAAAAGAAAGUAAUAUAAUGAAAAUCAUUGUAGGCCAGUAUCAAUAGUAUUUUUUUCGUAAAGCAUAUAAAAAUUAACAUAAAUUUCUAGAUCACAAAUUAUUUGAUUUUUUUGUCUGAAAUUUAUGUUGUAAUCAAAGUUGAAAUGAAAU